Hibiscus syriacus is the source of this 1733-nucleotide messenger RNA. Its product is annotated as AAA-ATPase At3g28580-like. Lineage: Eukaryota; Viridiplantae; Streptophyta; Magnoliopsida; Malvales; Malvaceae. The transcript has a single exon. Bases 27 to 1661 code for a protein of 544 amino acids. Gene Ontology annotation, molecular function: ATP binding; ATP hydrolysis activity. The record is from RefSeq and is a predicted model, not a curated record.
ACAAUGGAAACAGCUCAGAAAGUUCAAUGCGAUCAUCUCCUCUAUAUCUUCAAAAGCUUGGCAAGUGUAUAGAUCACAAAAUUUCAGUCAUCUCGAGGGGUAGAAAAGGGAGAGAAAGACAGAGAAGCAAAAUGAUGAUGAAGGGAGAAUUUUGGUCUAAUCUAGGCUCAACAAUGGCGGCUAUCAUGUUCGCCUACGCCAUGUUCCGACAAUAUUUGCCCCCACAACUCCAGGACUAUAUGUUCCGGUAUGGUAAAAAGCUUUCGAAUUUAUUCUAUCCUUACAUUCAUGUAACCUUCGAUGAAUACACCGGCGAAAGGAUGAAGAAAAGCGAAGCCUUCUCUGCGAUUCAGAACUACCUCAGUGACAAAUCAUCGGCAAACGCUAAGCGACUCAAAGCCGACGUUGUUAAAGACAGCCAGUCUUUAGUUCUCAGCAUGGACUAUAAUGAAGAAAUCACCGAUGAGUUCGAUGGAGUCAAGCUUUGGUGGUCGGCGAAUCGAUCCACUCCGAAAACACAGCAGUUUUCCUUUUAUCCGGCCGCCGACGAGAAGCGGUAUUACGUCCUCAAGUUUCAUAAACGCGAUCGGGAAUUUGUCACCGGAACUUAUCUCAAACAUGUGAUGAAACAGGGUAAGGCUAUCGCCGCCGAUAACCGGCAACGGAAACUUUACUCGAACGGCGGGGGCCAAGGUUCUUACGGUCCACGAAAUGGCACUACAUGGACACAUGUGGCGUUUGAGCAUCCUGCGACGUUUGAUACUUUGGCGAUGGAUGAAAAGAAGAAAAACGUAAUCAAGAAAGAUCUUUUGAAGUUCAGUAAAGGGAAAGACUAUUAUGCUAAGAUCGGAAAAGCUUGGAAACGUGGUUAUCUUCUUUAUGGUCCACCGGGAACAGGCAAAUCCACCAUGGUUGCUGCCAUGGCUAACUUUUUGAACUACGAUGUGUACGAUCUCGAGCUUACGACUGUUAAAAACAACGUGGAGUUAAGAAGGCUUUUGAUCGAGACAUCAAACAAGUCUAUCAUAGUGAUCGAGGACAUCGAUUGUUCUCUUGAUCUUACAGGCCAAAGAGAAGGGAAGAAGAAAAAGAAGAAAGACGAUAAGAGCGAAGAAGGCUCCGAUCCGAUUAGUUCGAUGUCGCAGAACGAAGAGAAGAAAGAGAGCGAAGUAACGUUAUCGGGGCUGUUGAACUUCAUCGACGGGAUUUGGUCGGCUUGCGGUGGCGAAAGAAUCAUCGUUUUCACCACCAACCAUGUCGAGAAGCUUGAUCCGGCUUUAAUUCGAAGGGGAAGAAUGGAUAAACACAUCGAGAUGUCGUAUUGUCGGUUUGAAGCAUUCAAGGUGUUGGCGAAGAACUACUUGGACAUUGAUUCUCAUCCGCUGUUCGGAGAAAUCGAGAGAUUGUUGGAAGAAACGGAUAUGACGCCGGCCGAUGUUGCUGAGAACUUGAUGUUGAAAUCGGAUGAUGAUGAAGAAGAUGAAGCUUGUUUGAAGUGUUUGAUUGAAGCACUUGAGGCUGGUAAAGAGGAAGCAAGGAAGAAAGCAGAGGAAGAGGAAAAACCCAAGGAAGAAUCAGAACAGGAACAACCUGUUGAAGAGGUUGUCACAGAAGAUGUAAAAUCAGCCAAAGAAGUGAAGGAAAAUGGAGUCAUCCAUUAAUUCCGUGGCAUCUCAAUCCCACAUGCAUCGAAAAAUAAUGAGAACUCUGAUAUGAGACAAUUAUUGUAUCAC